GGGCCUUAAGCACUAGCAAUGGCCUCCCCCUUCUGUUCUUUUAUAUACUGACUUUCCUUCACUUUUCUCUGCAAAUUCACUCAAAACAACAAUCCCCCUUUUCUCUUCCUCUUCAAAACCCAGUUAAGAGAACAUAGAUUAUAUAUAUGGCGAAAGUUGGGAAGCUAACGAAGCUCAAGUCUGCAAUAAAAAGAUGGCCGUCUUUAACGAAACUCACCCGUACAAGCAGCGCCAUAGCGUCCGCUUCAGAUUCUGAGGAUCAGAAGAGAAGUAUUCCGACGGGUCUUCACGCAGUUUACGUCGGGAAGUCACGGCGGAGAUACCUGGUACGGUCGGAGAUCAUCUGUCAUCCUUUGUUUCAAGAGUUGAUCGAUAGGUCCGGUAAUGAAAGUGAAGUCAUUGUGUCUUGUGAGGUUGUUUUGUUUGAACACUUGCUUUGGAUGCUUGAGAACGAUGGGGCGCAAUUGGGUUCCAUGGAAGAGUUGGUCGAGUUCUACACUUGCUAACAAAAGGAAAAUGGUGAUGACGAAACCAGUGUUGAAUUUGUAAAAACAAGGAAAUAAUGGAAAUCAAUUUUUAGUGUAGGAUGAUAUAAUUUUAGUGUUUUGAAUGUUCCAUUGGGGACGAUGAGGAUUAACCCAUAAUUUGAUUUUCAAUCAUGAUCGAUGUUGCUUAUCAAACAAGUUUUAUAGGAAAUUUGUUGUUCUGUUCUGUGUUCUUUUUAAAUGUUCUGUAAGAACUGUUACAACCAAAACUGGUUGAGACUCGAAAAAUGGAAAUUAAAUUUGGUUGUUUUUCAA
Molecule: messenger RNA, 800 nt
Organism: Gossypium raimondii (Peruvian cotton)
Lineage: Eukaryota; Viridiplantae; Streptophyta; Magnoliopsida; Malvales; Malvaceae
Product: auxin-responsive protein SAUR78
Exons: 1
Coding region: 147-506 (119 amino acids)
Biological process (GO): response to auxin
Source: RefSeq, a predicted model, not a curated record